This is a messenger RNA of Chara braunii, 1121 nucleotides long. NCBI's taxonomy places the organism in Eukaryota, Viridiplantae, Streptophyta, Charophyceae, Charales, Characeae. The record is from the annotation of a GenBank genome assembly.
CAUGGAACAGAUUACGUGUGAGAAGAAAGGCUUACCCGGAAGUGGAGAGUGCGUCAUGGAACAGAUUACGUGUGAGAAGAAAGGCUUACCCAGAAGUGGAGAGUGCGUCAUGGAACAGAUUUCGUGUGAGAAGAAACCAACGCUUACCUGGAAGUGGAGGGGACUGGCAGUCAUGGCCGCUAGGCUUCUGAAGUCCCACAUUGGAGCUGUGCUGAAGUGGAGCUUACCCGUCAGAGGCUACAUUCUUGGCUCUAAUGCUGGACAUCCUUGGCUCUUGGUUCAUUUGCUCAACCGAGUAUGUAACAGCUGCACUUUGGUAUCUCCUGCAAGACUGGUUGAGUGCUACUUAUGGUUCUUGCCUGCGAUUCUUGGUGAUGAUGGUUUUGGUAAUGAGUACUUUUGGUCUUUGAUUCCUGCCAAGUCCUUCUUGAACUGUGUUCCUUUCAUUGGAGAAGGUAGUCGAGACUCCAAAGCUCACUGUGGAACUUGGCAGGCAGACAUCUAUUUUCAGGAGGGUGUGGAACUGCAGGCCAAUGAUAUCAUUGUUAAUGCUGGUGCCAACAUCGGAAUGUUUGAGCUCAGACUCCAACAGCAUUUUGAGGCCACUGCCGAUGACAUCCAGCCACAAGUAAUCGCCAUCGAGCCGCUUCCACCAAAUUUUGAGGUGCUCUGUCGUAAUUUGGAGCUUCAUGGACUGAAACAUGUGCGUGCUAUACAAGUUGGCUUGGGUGCAGGCGGAAAUGGGCUGCAGCUCGCUGAAGGAAGUACUAAUUCUGCCACAUUCACAUAUUAUCCUGAAAUGCCAGGCAAUUCCACUUUCAAACCAUUGGAAAAGAAAGCACUGCAAAGUGCGUACAUGGUGCCAAAGUUCUUCAGGAAUCCCCAACUAUUCAAGUGCCAACUGAAGACACUUUCUGAGAUCAUAUGCGAAGAGGCACUGGAACGGAUCAACCUCUUGAAGAUUGAUGUUGAGGGCAUGGAGCUGGAGGUCUUGAAUGGAAUUGAUGCUUCGCAUUGGCCUCGCAUAUCACAGUGAAGGGAGGGUAGGAAUUAGGAGAGAGAGAGAGAAACUCUGGAGAGAGUGAGCAAUUUCAGCAAAUACAAGAUACAGCAAUUUCAGC